Messenger RNA from Drosophila biarmipes, 748 nucleotides. Its product is annotated as C-type lectin 37Da-like. Gene Ontology annotation, molecular function: carbohydrate binding. Gene Ontology annotation, biological process: biological process involved in interspecies interaction between organisms. The coding region runs from base 1 to 480 and encodes 159 amino acids. The transcript has 2 exons. The record is from RefSeq and is a predicted model, not a curated record. Lineage: Eukaryota; Metazoa; Arthropoda; Insecta; Diptera; Drosophilidae. Gene Ontology annotation, cellular component: external side of plasma membrane.
AUGAUGGAGCGUUUGGCAUUAGCUAUUCUGCUGGCGGGUAUAGGAGCCUCCAAAACAGAGGCCUUCAACUGCACUCUGCCACUCACUCGGGUCGGCGAAAAACAAUACUAUGUGGAGAGCAAGGACAAGUUAUCCUGGUACGACGCCAAUGAGCGUUGCAUCCGAGCGGGACUCCAGCUGGCCACCGUGGACUCGGAGUACAAGUUCAACGAGCUGGCCGACUUCCUGUCCUCCAUGGGCUACCGAGGGGAUUGGGUGUGGGUGGGUGCCAUCGGCCGGCAGGGCAGCUGGCUGCAGUUCGGACCCGCCCGCCCACUGCCCUACUCCAAGUGGAACGUCGGCCAGCCGGACAAUUUGAACAGUGAGAACUGCAUGAAUCUCUACCGCAUCGGGGAGCCCUGGUUCAUGAACGAUUACGUCUGCCGCAACAAGCUGUCCUACAUUUGCGAAUAUGACAGCGCCAGGAUCUACACAAAUUAGAUAAAUAUAAAAGAAAAAAAGAAGCUUUAAAGAGCAAUCGAUUUAAUUUAUUUAUGCACGGAUUCAGGGAAGAAAAUGGUGAUUAUUCCCAUCAUUUGCAAAGCAAAUAUUAAAUCAAUAUAAUAAUUUUAAAAACGGAUUAGUAUUCGGUUUUAUUUUAGUUUGAAAAAAACAACUUUUAUAAACAAUGCACUUUACGUAAUAACUUUCUUUUUAAACAGUGUACAUUACGUAGUAAUUAAAUAACAACAAUUUAUUUAUAAAUGAA